Molecule: messenger RNA, 1608 nt
Organism: Aureobasidium melanogenum CBS 110374
Lineage: Eukaryota; Fungi; Ascomycota; Dothideomycetes; Dothideales; Saccotheciaceae
Product: MFS general substrate transporter
Exons: 6
Coding region: 1-1608 (535 amino acids)
Biological process (GO): transmembrane transport
Molecular function (GO): transmembrane transporter activity
Source: RefSeq, a predicted model, not a curated record
AUGUCCGAGUCGAAAGACGACCCAGUUGAGGUUGUCAAGCCUGAAGAAGACACAUCUGUUCUUGACGAAUACCUGCAUGGCUCUCGCUUGAUACUACUGACAGUAUCGCUUUUACUGGGCAUGUUCCUGGUUGCUCUUGAUAACACUAUCAUUGGCACUGCAAUCCCCAAAAUCACAGAUGAGUUUCAUGAUCUGAACAAAGUCUCAUGGUAUGGCUCUGCGUACUUUAUGACCUUUGGUGGUAGCUUUCAAUCAACAUGGGGCAAGGUCUUCAAAUACUUCCCUCUCAAGCUCUGGUUUCUUAUUUCUUUGUUGAUCUUCGAAGUUGGCAGUCUGAUUUGUGGAGUGGCACAAGACCCGACCACUCUGAUUGUAGGCCGAGCAAUUGCAGGUCUCGGUGGAUCUGGCGUUGCGGUUGGCGUGUUCACAAUGCUCGGCUUUGCUGCUCCGCCUGAGAAGCGUCCACAGCUCUUGGGAUUCACCGGAGCGGCCUACGGCAUCGCUGCUGUCUUGGGCCCACUUAUAGGUGGUGCAUUUACCGACAAGGUGACUUGGCAUUGGUGCUUCUAUAUCAAUCUUCCGGUUGGAGGACUAGCAGCUAUCAUCAUUUUUCUAUUCUUCAAGCCACCAAAGAGCGCCAAACCUGCGCAGGCGUCGUUCAAGGAAAAGAUGCUACAGAUGGACUUCGUCGGUGCCACUUUCAUGAUCGGCUUGAUCAUCUCUUUCAUACUCGCAUUGCAAUAUGGUGGACAAACACACUCAUGGGAUAGCAGCCAGGUCAUUGGACUAUUGGUCGGUUUUGUUGCCCUCACUGCAGUCUUCGUGCUUUGGGAGAUGUUCCAAAAAGAGCGUGCCAUGAUCGUUCCGCGCCUGUUCAUGGAACGCCACGUCUGGGUUGGCUCCGUCUUCAUGUUCUUCUUCGGGGGUGGCUAUUUCGUGCUCUUGUAUUACCUUCCGAUCUAUUUCCAGAGUAUUCAUGAAGCCAGUCCUAUCGGAUCUGGUGUCAGGAUGCUCGCCUUGAUCCUCCCAUUGACUCUCACCGCCAUCAUCCAAGGCUUUGCACUGUCGAAGAUUGGUAUCGUGCCUGCAUUCUGGAUCUUUGGCGGUGCAUUGGCGACCAUUGGCUCUGGACUUUUGUACUCCAUGGAUGCCAACACUUCUACUGGCAAAUGGAUCGGCUACCAAAUCUUGAUCGGUUUGGCCACUGGCACGACUUUCCAGGUCGCUAUCGCGAAUGCACAAGUUCACGCUAGGCCAGAAGACUUGUCACAAGUCAGUGCCAUCAUCAAUUUCUUCGUCACCAUUGGCGGUGCCUUCUUCAUUUCCGCUGUACAAUGCGCAUUCAACAACCAAGUCAUCAGACAACUCGUAAAGGACCUUCCUGGCAUCGAUCCAAGGAUUGUUCUUGGAAUUGGCGCGACGCAGAUUCGUCAAGAUUUCACGGCAUCACAAGUACCUAUUGUUCUUGAUGCUUACAUGGUUGGGCUGAAAGCUGUAUUUGCCAUUACGACAGCGGCGUAUGGUGUCUCAACCAUCGUAGGCUUCUUUGGUAGCUGGAAGAGACUUAAUGAGGAGGAGAUCAAAAAGGCUGCUGGUGGUGCAGUGUGA